Molecule: messenger RNA, 456 nt
Organism: Schistocerca gregaria
Lineage: Eukaryota; Metazoa; Arthropoda; Insecta; Orthoptera; Acrididae
Exons: 2
Coding region: 1-456 (151 amino acids)
Source: RefSeq, a predicted model, not a curated record
AUGACGUGUUGGCAGUGGGUUGGAGUUGCCUUUGAGUGCUGGAUUAGUCCUCGAUUUUGGCAGCAAUACUUUUUCUUUGAGUUUUGUCCAUCAGAUAAAAUAGGCUUCUGUUUCUGUUCCGCUAGUAGUGUCAACAUUAAUGCCUUGCAGACUGAAUGGACGGAGGUGGAUCUUAGUCAUCUUAGUGAGCCUGAGGAUAUUCAGUUAAGGGAUCUUUUGAGCGAGCUUCCCGAUGUGCUAACUGAUCAGUUGGGGUUGACCAACAAGAUUCAAUAUAAAAUUACUUUAGUGGAUAAUGUGCCAGUUCUCCAGGCUCCUCAUCGUCUGUCACCACCUAAAAUGACGAUUUUAAAGCAGAAGAUUGAGACCAUGCUUCAUGAUGGAGUAAUUACACCUUCAGCUUCUCCACACGCCUCCCCUAUACUUUUGGUGGGAAGAUCUUGGACCAGUUAUUGA